Aspergillus homomorphus CBS 101889 is the source of this 1072-nucleotide messenger RNA. RefSeq lists its product as uncharacterized. NCBI's taxonomy places the organism in Eukaryota, Fungi, Ascomycota, Eurotiomycetes, Eurotiales, Aspergillaceae. The record is from RefSeq and is a predicted model, not a curated record. The coding region runs from base 102 to 824 and encodes 240 amino acids. The transcript is spliced from 5 exons.
GUUCAUUCAUUCAAUCUCUUCCUUACAUCCUCCCUUCAUUCAAUUCUCAUCCACUAUCUCUUUCGAAACUAAUACCUUCCCACCCACCCAUCCACACAGACAUGGCUGUCAUCUGGGGUCUCGAUCUCAAGGAGAUCCAAUGGAGCAAAUUCAAGAGUUCCUAUAUGUUCAAUCGAAUCUACCAUCUCCGUCGGACAAAGAUGAUCGUUUACCAGCUGGCCAUGAUUCUCUGCGUGUGUUCUGAAUCCACAGGCACCGCCGCACUAUCGGACUACGUCGACCAACAAAACUACAUCGAACACCAUCACCCCGGUGUCUCCGUCCAUAACAACGACUUCAUUGGAGCCGCAUCCUAUAAUAUCUUCGUCGGAGUCGCUGUGGCCACCAUCUUCGGCGCCGCCUUCUUCUUCGACCUCUUCUGGCCCGAGCGACACGAGAGCAAGUCGGUCCAUCUGGCCUGGAAGAUCUGCAGCGUGAUUGUCUCCAUCAUGAUGCUCAGUUCGGCUCUGACCAUGACGGUGAUCACGGCGACGAGUAGUGUCAAGGUCCACGGCACGGAUGCCGCAGGAGCCCGCAAGUUCUGGUCCGAGUCGUCCAAGAAGCCUUCUUUCCUCUACCGCACCAACCCCAAAGCGAUCGCCUCGGUGGUUCUCGCAUGGCCAGGAUGGGUAGCCACAGUCGCCAGUACCCUCAUCCUAUUCGCCUCGCAUAAGCACGAUGAUGUCCACGGCCCCAAGUCGAACUACGGUCGCGAGAUGGACGGAGAGAAAGUCCCCGAGCCCGAGACGACCGGUGGUCUACAUAAUACAACUCUUCGGGAGUAAACGUGGUUUAUUGAGAUACCCCCUUGUCAUAUUUUGUUACGACUUUCAUCAGGAAACAUGACACGCAAGGAUACCAGCGAUGAACUGUAUAGAUAUGGCGUUUUGCUUUGGGUUUAUUGAUUUUCUCUUGAAUACUUUGGGCGGGCGGCAAUGCGGUUACUAUGAUUUGGAGUUUACUAUUCACUGUACACUAUAUACUUUUGCUGUAAUUAUAGACGACCAGGCGAAUUUACGAAUAAUGACCGGAU